This is a messenger RNA of Encephalitozoon cuniculi GB-M1, 2457 nucleotides long. RefSeq lists its product as uncharacterized. The coding region runs from base 1 to 2457 and encodes 818 amino acids. Gene Ontology annotation, biological process: microtubule-based movement; mitotic spindle organization. The record is from RefSeq and is marked provisional. Gene Ontology annotation, molecular function: microtubule motor activity; ATP binding; microtubule binding. NCBI's taxonomy places the organism in Eukaryota, Fungi, Microsporidia, Unikaryonidae. The transcript has a single exon.
AUGGAGGAUAAGAAAAGCACGAUCCAAGUGGAGGUGCGAGUAAAUCCCAGGUUGGACAAUGCAAUAGAAAGCACCCCAACAGCACUGACCGUAGGAACAAAAACUUAUACUUUCAGCAAAGUGCAUCUCACGACAUCACAGACGCAAAUGUACAACAGAAGUGUCAGGCAUCUUACAGAAUUAUUUCUUGAAGGAUACAACUGUACAGUGAUGGCAUACGGACAGACAGGGAGCGGAAAAACUUAUACAAUGGGAAUGACACAUGAGGACAUGACAGGGAUUGUUCCGCAAUCUCUUAAACAUAUAUUCAAGGCGUGCCAGGAAAUAGACUGCGUCUUCAUCGAGGUUUACAACGAGGAAGUAAUUGACUUAUUUAGCAAACAUAAGAUGCCACUGAGCCUGAGGGAAAUGAAUGGAGAAGUUACAAUCGCUGGAGCCACUGAAGUAACCUUAAGAUCAUACGAGGACGGAAUAGAGGCACUGAAAAAAGGAUCUCUAGAAAGAACAACAAAGUCAACCAAUAUGAAUUCAAAGUCAUCCAGAAGCCAUGCAAUAUUCACUCUUUUUCACAGGAAAGAGGUAAACGGAUCAUUCGUAACAUCAAAGUUUUCUUUUGUUGACUUGGCCGGAAGCGAGAGACUCAAAAGAACUCUGUGUGCUGGAGAUCGUGUAAAAGAAGGAAUAUCCAUCAAUUCAGGGCUUCUGGCACUUGGAAACGUCAUUUCUGCUUUAUUCAAGAAGUCCUCGCACGUCCCAUUUAGAGAUUCAAAACUCACUAGGAUCCUCCAGAGCUGCUUGAGUGGGUAUGUUCUGAUGAUAGCUUGUGUCUCUUCCUCCCAUGCAGAUAUCAGUGAGACACAUAACACCUUAAAAUAUGCAAAUAGAGCAGCUUCGAUAGAAACUACAGUAAAGAUGAACGUACAGAUCGACGGAUCAAAGUUUACAACCCUCCUGCUGAAGAAGGAAAUACAGAAGCUGAAGGUGGAAAACCAAAUGCUUAGGGAAAGGUUUAGAAGGGAAUCCAGGGCCAACAUAGAGGAGUUGGUUUCAGAAAACCGUAUGCUUAAGUCGAGGAUAGAUGCUAUGGGCUUUGAAAAAGACGAUAGAAGAGAGGAUAUAGUACAAGAAAUUCUAAAACAUCCUUUUGUGCAAAAUCUGAUCGAUGAAAAUCAGAGGCUUAGUGACAUGGUUCAGAAGAUGUCGGAAGAAUCUAAGAAUCAGAUACUCCUGAAUGCAGGUAGCUGCUUGAAUGAGACGGAGUACAAUAAAGAUCCCACGGGUACUGAAAAGAGAGCCUCAGAGAAUAGAAUAAAUUCUCCGGAAAGCAAUUCUCACAAGAAAAAUAGCGAAGAGCUCUUGAAAACAUCCAUUGGCCGGAAUAGAUCCUCUGGGGCAUCACCAAGCCAAGCCAAAGACAGUGGGUACAAAGAUCAAUUAGAAAGUCUAGCAAAGGAGGAGCAUUCAAAAAUUGAUACAAUAAGAAGGCAUGUCGAUUCAUUAGAAAUAUCCGACACAUGCGAAAUUAUAGAAAGCCAAGAAGUAAAGCAAGAGGAUCCCAAAAUUCACAAAAGAAUCGUGACCUUCGAUCUAGGCAGAAGCACUAAAAAAUAUGCUCUCUUCACACCAAGAAAAGAAAAAAUAACCAUGGUCACAACUGUUGAAGAUAAAUUGGCCGGGUAUCUUCCCACUACAUUAGCACUCUUCGAUUCCCACCUCGUAUUUGCAUCUAUAGAUAAUAAGAUCCGAGGGUGGGGCGAUAGAGUGGAAAUUCUAUUCACAGAAGAAGGCGUUAGAUGCAUGGAGGGAUCUGAAGCUCUCUUAUACACAACAAGGGGAAUACUAAAAAGCUUUGAUUGCAGAUCAGGCACACGCCCGGUAUAUGGUUUCAGAAGCGAAGUCUCAGCACUGCUUUCCCGAGAUAACUACAUAUUCACUGGGCAUGAAGACGGGACGCUUUCAAUACUUGACCAAAGAAACUCCAAGUUGGUAUUCUCCGAAAAGGUGCACUCAGGAACCGUCUUUUGCAUAGAAAAGAUCGGGCCAGAUACAUUCACAGGCUCCAGAGACCAUACAGUCAAGUGCUACAACAACGGACUUAUAACGCUUUCUCCACCACACCUAGACUCAGUUCAGGGGUUGCUGUGUUAUAACGACGAGCUAAUAAGCUUCGGAAGAGACUGCUCGUUGCGGAGAUGGAGAAACAAAUCAAUAGUUAAAACAGUUCCAUAUGCACACGACUCAUGGAUCAAGUGUGGAGCGUCAAUGAAGGACUCGUUUGUCACAGGAUCCAAGGAUGGAAUGCUUCGGUUCUGGGACUUUUGGGACAACUCGGUGUUCUGUGUCGGAAAAACAAAGGCAGCAGGAGCAAUAAACUCGGUUGUAUGGAACGGAGCAAUCGUUUAUGUAGGGUGCCAAAAUAAAGAGAUUCUGGCUAUAAGAUGUAGAUAUGAUGGUUGA